This is a messenger RNA of Mesorhabditis spiculigera, 1020 nucleotides long. The record is from the annotation of a GenBank genome assembly. NCBI's taxonomy places the organism in Eukaryota, Metazoa, Nematoda, Chromadorea, Rhabditida, Rhabditidae.
AUGAAGUUGGCCGUGGGCCAAAGAGUCCGCUAUGGUCAAUGCGCUGGCGUCAUCAAAUUUAUCGGCAAGACGAGUUUUGCCCCGGGGCAAUGGAUCGGGGUACAACUCGACGACGAUUGCGGUCGGCACAACGGCCCUGUUCUGGGGGUGCGCUACUUCAGCGCCAGGCCCGGGUGCGGAAUUUUUAUCAAGCCCGAGAAUGUCCUGCUCGACGUGCCUCUCACCACCCAGCCGCCGCUCCUCGUUUCGGAUGAGGUUGCGCCCGAGAAGGAUGCGGAACCGGACGAGAAGGUCUUGUUCCCGGAGGUCCAGGUGAUCCCAAAAAUCGCCCUCGACGUGCCUCUCACCAACCAGCCGCCGCUCCUCGUUUCGGAUGAGGUUCAGCCGGAGAAGGAUGCGGAACCCGACGAGAAGGUCUUGUUCCCGGAGGUCCAGCUGCUCGCCGUGCCUCUCACCACCCAGCCGCCGCUCGUCGUUCCGGUUGAGGCACCGCCGGAGAAGGAUGAGCAGCCGGACGAGAAGGUGUUGUUCCCGGAGGACCCGGUGAUACCAAAGAUCGCCCUCGAUGUGCCCGUCGCAGGCCUUGGAGACGCACACCACAUCACGUUCGGCCUGUACGCGGGAUCGGCGGUGCCCCUGGAACGCAUCGUCGGCGCCUAUGAGCUAUUGUCGCAGACGCGCGUGCUCGUUUCCAAGGCGGUGGAAGUUGAGGUGAAGCGCUAUGGGCGCCUUCCCGCCGCACAACUGACACUCAGCCGUAAGCACCUGCCCAACGAGCCGUGCCACGACUCCUACGUUUGUCGCAACUAUCGACUGUGCGACUGGGAUGGCAGCGACGUGGCGAUCGACCGGAGCUGCGGUGCCUGCAUCUGGCAGCGUGCCAUCGAGUGGAAGAUCGUCGAUCAGACGGCCGUCGAGGAAAUGAAGAAGGGCGCCCAGGGGAAGAAGCACCGUCGAUCGCUGCCCGUUGAUCCGCUGAAGGUCAAGCCCAAGAGGCGCCAGCUGAAGAAGCGUGCCGGC